CCGGACUCGGGACAGGGAGAAUCCACCAAGAAAGCAUCUGGGUCGGUCCAUUCCGAUAAUAAUGCACCGAAUAGCGGAGAAAUGAAGCCACCGGGGUUUGACGCUGUAUCGGUUCUUUGGACAUUUGGCAAGUGCCUAGGUGCCUUGCUGCCCGUGUACCUUGCAGGAUACUACCGGGUUAGCGCCAGUUUUUUGGUUUUCGGGCUUAUGGUCUACACAGGAUGGAGGCACUCGCGCGAGGCAAAAGAAGCUCGUCUGCGGUCCGCCAUUCACCACUAUGAGAACGAGCAACAAUAUACAAAGUUGCUGGUGGAGACCAUCGCUCCCUCCAUCCGUUCCUCCAGCACUCACCUCCAGACCCUCACCUUCACCAAGGUGGACUUUGGGGACAAGGCCAUGAAGGUGGUGGGUGUGAGAGCACACACAGAGAAUGAGAGGGGACAAGUCCUGCUGGACGUGUACAUCAGCUAUGUUGGAAACGUUGAGAUUAAUGUGGAGGUGAAGAGGUAUUUCUGCAAAGCAGGAGUCAAGGGAAUACAGCUGCAUGGGAUGAUGAGGGUGAUUCUAGAGCCUCUGAUUGGAGAUGUCCCCAUCGUGGGCGCGGUCACCAUGUUCUUCAUCCGAAGGCCGAAACUGGACAUCAACUGGACUGGAUUGACCAACUUACUGGACAUCCCUGGACUGAACAUCAUGUCUGACACUAUGAUAAUGGACGCCAUCUCCUCCCACCUGGUUCUUCCCAACCGUCUGACUGUUCCCCUGGUAGCAGACCUGCACGUUGCCCAGCUACGCUCUCCUCUGCCCAGGGGUGUGGUACGUAUCCACCUCUUGGAGGCUGAUGACCUGCCAGCUAAGGACAACUACAUGAAGGGUGUGAUAGCGGGUUUGUCUGACCCGUAUGCUCUGUGUAGGGUGGGGCCUCAGACUUUCACCUCCCACGUUGUGGACAACACUGUCUGUCCCAAGUGGGGAGAGAUGUAUGAGGUCAUAGUCCAUGAAGUACCAGGUCAGGAGCUGGAGGUGGAGGUUUAUGACAAAGACCCAGACAAGGAUGACUUUCUGGGGAGAACCAAGAUAGAUUUGGGUAUCGUCAAGAAGUCCAAAGUUGUUGAUGAAUGGUUCACCCUGAAAGAAACCAAGUCAGGACGUGUCCAUUUCAGACUGGAGUGGUUGGUCUUGUUGCCCAAUACGGAGCGACUGGAACAGGUUCUUCAGAGGAACGAGAGCAUGACGGUGUCCAGUAAGACUUCUGACCCCCCCUCGGCAGCCAUCUUGGCAGUGUAUCUGGACAAGGCUGAAGCCCUUCCUAUGAAGAAGGGCAAUAAAGAACCUAGUCCCAUGGUGCAGUUGUCUGUGCAGGACAUCACUCAAGAGAGCAGGACCUGUUGGACGACCAUCAACCCAACGUGGGAAGAUGCCUUCACCUUCUUUAUCCCAGAUCCACACAAGCAGUCAAUAGACAUUCAGGUGAAGGACAAUGACCGGAUACAGACUCUAGGUAGUCUGUCCAUCCCUCUGUCCCGCCUGCUGUCGGGCCCCAACCUGUCUCUGGACCAGUGGUUCCAGCUAGACAAAUCUGGCCCUGCCAGCCGCAUCUACAUCAACACUGUACUCAGGGUGUUAUGGUUAGAUGAGGAAAACAUCCCCACUUCCUCUACAGAAGCAGCCAACCUAGCAGCAGGUCUCUCAAAGAUACGCCCCCAACAGACCUCCCCUGACCCCAGCUUUGCCACAGAGGGGGUGCUGAGAAUCCACCUUCUAGAGGGCCAAAAUCUGGUCCCCAAGGACAACAUGAUGGGGGGCAUGGUGAAGGGCAAGAGUGACCCCUAUGUCAAGAUCAACAUUGGGGGUGAGACCUUUGAAAGCCGGGUCAUCAAUAGGAACCUCAACCCCACCUGGAACGAGAUGUAUGAGGUGGUUCUGACCACACUGCCUGGCCAGGAGCUGCAUGUAGAGCUGUUUGAUAAGGACAUGGACAUGAAGGAUGACUUCAUGGGAAGGUUGAAGAUCAGUCUGAAGGAUAUCAUCACCUCUCAAUACACUGACCAGUGGUACAUUCUGAAUGAUGUGAAGUCAGGUCGUCUUCACCUGGUACUGGAGUGGGUACCAACAGUAUCACAACCAGACAGACUGGAUCAGGUGUUCCAGUUCCAGUCCAGGCAGUCCUACCACAACAAAGUCUUUCCAUCCAUGGCUCUACUGUUUGUGUUUGUGGAGAGGGCUGACGGCCUACCUCUGAAGAAGAGUGGGAAGGAGCCAAAAGUGGGAGCUGAACUUGUUGUGGGGGGGACCUCCCAUAAAACGACGGUGUGUGAUCGCACCAUCUCACCCCAGUGGGACGAAGCUUUUUACUUCCUGGUUCAUGACCCCAGAGAGGAGAUCCUCAUAGUGAAGUUGUCUCACAGUUGGACCUUGCCUAUUGGUUCUCUGGUGGUACCAGUCAGAGAGCUGCUGUCAGAACCAGAUCUGGUCCUGGAUCAGUGGCUGAGACUGGAUGGAGCCUCACCUGACAGUCAGAUUCUACUGAGGGCUGAACUGAAGGUGCUGUGUCCCAAGAAGUGUGAGAUUGAUGUGGAGAGGGCAGAUCAACCCAGAGCUCGAGCCGCCUCUACUGCUGAACAGAGACUGGAGAGAGACACAGUGCAGCAGAGGUCUAGUUCAGGGGACACUCCCAGUGUUCCAUCCCCCAGCCCUUCCUCUAUCCCAGCACCAGUACCAGAGCCAGAGGAGGCUAAGAGGGUAACAGUUACUGAGAUGGUAGCUGAGAAGGUACCUGAGGAGGUCACUGAGGAACCCAGUCUUCCUGGAACACUCCCCACACACACCAACCCUAAGCCCAGCUUUGGCUCUGAGGGUGUGCUGAGAAUCCACCUACUGGAGGCCCAGAAUCUAAUCGCCAAGGACAACCUGAUGGGGGGCCUGAAGAAGGGCAAGAGUGACCCGUACGUCAAGAUCAACAUCGGAGGGGUCAAGUUUAAGAGUCAUGUGAUCAAGGAGAACCUCAACCCCACCUGGAACGAGAUGUUUGAGACGGUGAUGACCCCACAGUCAGAUCAGGAGGUCCAGGUAGAGCUGUAUGAUGAAGACAUGGACAAGGAUGACUUUCUGGGCAGGUGUAACAUCAGUAUGAGAGACAUCAUACACUCCCAGUAUACAGACCAGUGGUACACUCUGAAUGAUGUGAAGUCAGGUCGUGUUCACCUGGUACUGGAGUGGGUGUUGCAGCUGCAGUCUCUCCAGUCCUACCAGAACAAGGCUGUUCCCUCUGCUGCUCUGCUCUUCGUCUACAUGGACAGAGCCCACUCACUGCCUUUGAAGAAGAGUGGGAAGGAGCCAAAUGCUGGAGCUGAGCUUGUUCUGGGGGAGACAACCUACAGAACCAAGGUGUGUGAUCGUACCAACUCCCCCCAAUGGGAAGAGGCUUUCUACUUCCUGGUUCGUGACCCCAGAGAGGAGAUUCUCAUAGUGAAGCUCUCCAGUGCUUGGGAUCAGGCGAUGGGUUCUCUGGUGGUACCAGUCAGAGAGCUGCUGUCAGAACCAGAUCUGGUCCUGGAUCAGUGGCUGAGACUGGAUGGAGCCUCACCUGACAGUCAGAUUCUACUGAGGGCUGAACUGAAGGUGCUGUGUCCCAGGAAGUGUGAGAUUGAUGUGGAGAGGGCAGAUCAACCCAGAGCUCGAGCUGCCUCUACUGCUGAACAGAGACUGGAGAGAGACACAGUGCAGCAGAGGUCUAGUUCAGGGGACACUCCCAGUGUUCCAUCCCCCAGCCCUUCCUCUAUCCCAGCACCAGUACCAGAGCCAGAGGAGGCUAAGAGGGUAACAGUUACUGAGAUGGUAGCUGAGAAGGUACCUGAGGAGGUCACUGAGGAACCCAGUCUUCCUGGAACACUCCCCACACACACCAACCCUAAGCCCAGCUUUGGCUCUGAGGGUGUGCUGAGAAUCCACCUACUGGAGGCCCAGAAUCUAAUCGCCAAGGACAACCUGAUGGGGGGCCUGAAGAAGGGCAAGAGUGACCCGUACGUCAAGAUCAACAUCGGAGGGGUCAAGUUUAAGAGUCAUGUGAUCAAGGAGAACCUCAACCCCACCUGGAACGAGAUGUUUGAGACGGUGAUGACCCCACAGUCAGAUCAGGAGGUCCAGGUAGAGCUGUAUGAUGAAGACAUGGACAAGGAUGACUUUCUGGGCAGGUGUAACAUCAGUAUGAGAGACAUCAUACACUCCCAGUAUACAGACCAGUGGUACACUCUGAAUGAUGUGAAGUCAGGUCGUGUUCACCUGGUACUGGAGUGGGUACCAACAGUAUCACAACCAGACAGACUGGAUCGGGUGUUGCAGCUGCAGUCUCUCCAGUCCUACCAGAACAAGGCUGUUCCCUCUGCUGCUCUGCUCUUCGUCUACAUGGACAGAGCCCACUCACUGCCUUUGAAGAAGAGUGGGAAGGAGCCAAAUGCUGGAGCUGAGCUUGUUCUGGGGGAGACAACCUACAGAACCAAGGUGUGUGAUCGUACCAACUCCCCCCAAUGGGAAGAGGCUUUCUACUUCCUGGUUCGUGACCCCAGAGAGGAGAUUCUCAUAGUGAAGCUCUCCAGUGCUUGGGAUCAGGCGAUGGGUUCUCUGGUGGUACCAGUCAGAGAGCUGCUGUCAGAACCAGAUCUGGUCCUGGAUCAGUGGCUGAGACUGGAUGGAGCCUCACCUGACAGUCAGAUUCUACUGAGGGCUGAACUGAAGGUGCUGUGUCCCAGGAAGUGUGAGAUUGAUGUGGAGAGGGCAGAUCAACCCAGAGCUCGAGCUGCCUCUACUGCUGAACAGAGACUGGAGAGAGACACAGUGCAGCAGAGGUCUAGUUCAGGGGACACUCCCAGUGUUCCAUCCCCCAGCCCUUCCUCUAUCCCAGCACCAGUACCAGAGCCAGAGGAGGCUAAGAGGGUAACAGUUACUGAGAUGGUAGCUGAGAAGGUACCUGAGGAGGUCACUGAGGAACCCAGUCUUCCUGGAACACUCCCCACACACACCAACCCUAAGCCCAGCUUUGGCUCUGAGGGUGUGCUGAGAAUCCACCUACUGGAGGCCCAGAAUCUAAUCGCCAAGGACAACCUGAUGGGGGGCCUGAAGAAGGGCAAGAGUGACCCGUACGUCAAGAUCAACAUCGGAGGGGUCAAGUUUAAGAGUCAUGUGAUCAAGGAGAACCUCAACCCCACCUGGAACGAGAUGUUUGAGGUAUGGAGGUUUACUUAUAGUUUCCUCUCUAAGUGUUACAGUCAAUGUGAUGUGUUUCCCCAGACGGUGAUGACCCCACAGUCAGAUCAGGAGGUCCAGGUAGAGCUGUAUGAUGAAGACAUGGACAAGGAUGACUUUCUGGGCAGGUGUAACAUCAGUAUGAGAGACAUCAUACACUCCCAGUAUACAGACCAGUGGUACACUCUGUCUGAUGUGAAGUCAGGUCGUCUUCACCUGGUACUGGAGUGGGUACCAACAGUAUCACAACCAGACAGACUGGAUCAGGUGCUACAGCUGCAGUCUCUCCAGUCCUACCAGAACAAGGCUGUUCCCUCUGCUGCUCUGCUCUUCGUCUACAUGGACAGAGCCCACUCACUGCCUUUGAAGAAGAGUGGGAAGGAGCCAAAGGCUGGAGCUGAGCUUGUUCUGGGAGAGACAACAUAUAGAACCAAGGUAUGUGAUCGUACCAACUCCCCCCAAUGGGAAGAGGCUUUUUACUUCCUGGUUCGUGACCCCAGAGAGGAGAUUCUCAUAGUGAAGCUCUCCAGUGCUUGGGAUCAGGCAAUUGGUUCUCUGGUGGUACCAGUCAGAGAGCUGCUGUCAGAACCAGAUCUGGUCCUGGAUCAGUGGCUGAGACUGGAUGGAGCCUCACCUGACAGUCAGAUUCUACUGAGGGCUGAACUGAAGAUCCUGAACUCGAAGAUGACUGAGGGUGUUGGGGUACCACAAGGCUCUGUCUCAGGUCCAGAAACUAUUACUAGUUGGAGUUACAGUGAGGAGGAAGAACCAAUCACCAUUGAGCAGCCAGUUACUGCGACCAUUGAGGAGGACCAACACAGUGAGGUGCCCUCUGAGAAAUCUGUUGCAGUCUCCAGCCAACCCUCUAUCUCUGAACCUGAGGAAGCAGAGGUUGUCUUUGAGGUCCCUAAAGAAGACCCCAGCCCUCCUGAGACACUCCACACACAUACCACCCCUGACCCCAGCUUUGAAACGGAGAAAGAGGAGCCAGAAGAACCUAUCACCAUCACCCAACUGUCAGUCACAACAGACACUGAGGAGCUCCAACCCUGGCAGGGGCAAAUGGCAGGAUCUGUUACAGAGGACAUUGCCAGAGCUACAGUGUCUAGCCUUCCUUCUGUGUCUGUACUUGAGGAAGCUGAGGCCAUGCCUGAUGUCAUCCCUGAAACACGCCCUCCUCACACUACCCCUCACCCAAGUUUUGGAGCUGAGGGGGUGCUGAGAAUCCAUGUACUGGAGGCCCAGGAUCUGGUUGCCAUGGAUAAGCUGAUGGGGGGCCUGAAGAAGGGCAAGAGUGACCCGUACGUCAAGAUCAACAUCGGAGUGGUCAAGUUUAAGAGUCAUGUGAUCAAGGAGAACCUCAACCCCACCUGGAACGAGAUGUUUGAGACGGUGCUGACCCCUCAGGCUGGUCAGGAGGUCCAGGUAGAGCUGUAUGAUAAAGACAUGGACAAGGAUGACUUCCUGGGAAGGUUUAUGAUGAGGCUGAGUGAUGUCAUCAGUUCCCAGUACACAGACCAGUGGUACACUCUGAAUGAUGUGAAGUCAGGUCGUCUUCACCUGGUACUGGAGUGGGUACCAACAGUAUCGCAACCAGACAGACUGAAUAAGGUGUUGCAGCUGCAGUCUCUCCAGUCCUACCAGAACAAGGCUGUUCCCUCUGCUGCUCUGCUCUUCGUCUACAUGGACAGAGCCCACUCACUGCCUUUGAAGAAGAGUGGGAAGGAGCCAAAGGCUGGAGCUGAGCUUGUUCUGGGAGAGACAACAUAUAGAACCAAGGUAUGUGAUCGUACCAACUCCCCCCAAUGGGAAGAGGCUUUUUACUUCCUGGUUCGUGACCCCAGAGAGGAGAUUCUCAUAGUGAAGCUCUCCAGUGCUUGGGAUCAGGCGCUGGGUUCUCUGGUGGUACCAGUCAGAGAGCUGCUGUCAGAACCAGAUCUGGUCCUGGAUCAGUGGCUGAGUCUGGAUGGAGCCUCACCUGACAGUCAGAUUCUACUAAGGGCUGAGCUUAAGAUCCUGAACUCGAAGAUGACUGAGGGUGUUGGGGUACCACAAGGCUCUGUCUCAGGUCCAGAAACUAUUAUGAGUGGGAGUUACAGUGAGGAGAAGGAACAAAUCACCAUUGAGCAGCCAGUUACUGCAACCAUUGGGGAGAAGCAACACAGUGAGGUGCCCUCUGAGGAAUCUGUUGCAGUCUCCAGCCAACCCUCUAUCUCUGAACCUGAGGAAGCAGAGGUUGUCUUUGAGGUCCCUAAAGAAGACCCCAGCCCUCCUGAGACACACCCCACACACACCACCCCUGACCCCAGCUUUGAUACUGAGAUAGAGGAGCCAGAAGAAACUGAGGAACCUAUCACCAUCACCCAACUGUCAGUCACAACAGACACUGAGGAGCUCCAACCCUGGCAGGGGCAAAUGGCAGGAUCUGUUACAGAGGACAUUGCCAGAGCUACAGUGUCUAGCCUUCCUUCUGUGUCUGUACUUGAGGAAGCUGAGGCCAUGCCUGAUGUCAUCCCUGAAACACGCCCUCCUCACACUACCCCUCACCCAAGUUUUGGAGCUGAGGGGGUGCUGAGAAUCCAUGUACUGGAGGCCCAGGAUCUGGUUGCCAUGGAUAAGCUGAUGGGGGGCCUGAAGAAGGGCAAGAGUGACCCGUACGUCAAGAUCAACAUCGGAGUGGUCAAGUUUAAGAGUCAUGUGAUCAAGGAGAACCUCAACCCCACCUGGAACGAGAUGUUUGAGACGGUGCUGACCCCUCAGGCUGGUCAGGAGGUCCAGGUAGAGCUGUAUGAUAAAGACAUGGACAAGGAUGACUUCCUGGGAAGGUUUAUGAUGAGGCUGAGUGAUGUCAUCAGUUCCCAGUACACAGACCAGUGGUACACUCUGAAUGAUGUGAAGUCAGGUCGUCUUCACCUGGUACUGGAGUGGGUACCAACAGUAUCGCAACCAGACAGACUGAAUAAGGUGUUGCAGCUGCAGUCUCUCCAGUCCUACCAGAACAAGGCUGUUCCCUCUGCUGCUCUGCUCUUCGUCUACAUGGACAGAGCCCACUCACUGCCUUUGAAGAAGAGUGGGAAGGAGCCAAAGGCUGGAGCUGAGCUUGUUCUGGGAGAGACAACAUAUAGAACCAAGGUAUGUGAUCGUACCAACUCCCCCCAAUGGGAAGAGGCUUUUUACUUCCUGGUUCGUGACCCCAGAGAGGAGAUUCUCAUAGUGAAGCUCUCCAGUGCUUGGGAUCAGGCGCUGGGUUCUCUGGUGGUACCAGUCAGAGAGCUGCUGUCAGAACCAGAUCUGGUCCUGGAUCAGUGGCUGAGUCUGGAUGGAGCCUCACCUGACAGUCAGAUUCUACUAAGGGCUGAGCUUAAGAUCCUGAACUCGAAGAUGACUGAGGGUGUUGGGGUACCACAAGGCUCUGUCUCAGGUCCAGAAACUAUUAUGAGUGGGAGUUACAGUGAGGAGAAGGAACAAAUCACCAUUGAGCAGCCAGUUACUGCAACCAUUGGGGAGAAGCAACACAGUGAGGUGCCCUCUGAGGAAUCUGUUGCAGUCUCCAGCCAACCCUCUAUCUCUGAACCUGAGGAAGCAGAGGUUGUCUUUGAGGUCCCUAAAGAAGACCCCAGCCCUCCUGAGACACACCCCACACACACCACCCCUGACCCCAGCUUUGAUACUGAGAUAGAGGAGCCAGAAGAAACUGAGGAACCUAUCACCAUCACCCAACUGUCAGUCACAACAGACACUGAGGAGCUCCAACCCUGGCAGGGGCAAAUGGCAGGAUCUGUUACAGAGGACAUUGCCAGAGCUACAGUGUCUAGCCUUCCUUCUGUGUCUGUACUUGAGGAAGCUGAGGCCAUGCCUGAUGUCAUCCCUGAAACACGCCCUCCUCACACUACCCCUCACCCAAGUUUUGGAGCUGAGGGGGUGCUGAGAAUCCAUGUACUGGAGGCCCAGGAUCUGGUUGCCAUGGAUAAGCUGAUGGGGGGCCUGAAGAAGGGCAAGAGUGACCCGUACGUCAAGAUCAACAUCGGAGUGGUCAAGUUUAAGAGUCAUGUGAUCAAGGAGAACCUCAACCCCACCUGGAACGAGAUGUUUGAGACGGUGCUGACCCCCCAGGCUGGUCAGGAGGUCCAGGUAGAGCUGUAUGAUAAAGACAUGGACAAGGAUGACUUCCUGGGAAGGUUUAUGAUGAGGCUGAGUGAUGUCAUCAGUUCCCAGUACACGGACCAGUGGUACACUCUGAAUGAUGUGAAGUCAGGUCGUGUUCACCUGGUACUGGAGUGGGUACGAACAGUAUCAGAACCAGACAGACUAGAUCAGGUGCUACAGCUGCAGUCUCUCCAGUCCUACCAGAACAAGGCUGUUCCCUCUGCUGCUCUGCUCUUCGUCUACAUGGACAGAGCCCACUCACUGCCUAUGAAGAAGAGUGGGAAGGAGCCAAAGGCUGGAGCUGAGCUUGUUCUGGGAGAGACAACAUAUAGAACCAAGGUGUGUGAUCGCACCAACUCCCCCCAGUGGGAUGAGGCUUUCUACUUUCUGGUUCGUGAUCCCAAAGAAGAGAUGCUCAUAGUGAAGCUGUCCAGUGCUUGGGAUCAGGCGAUGGGUUCUCUGGUGGUACCAGUCAGAGAGCUGCUGUCACAACCAGAUCUGGUCCUGGAUCAGUGGCUGAGUCUGGAUGGAGCCUCUCCUGACAGUCAGAUUCUACUGAGGGCUGAACUCAAGAUUCUGGAAUCUAAAAUGGUGGACCUGAUAGGUCAUGGAAUUCUUCCGUGUGCUGCAAGAAACUGUGGGCAGGUGAAGCUGUCUCUCUCCUAUGCCUCAAAGAAGAAGAAACUGACCAUCACAGUCCACGCCUGCAGGGAUCUGGAGUCGUCCAGUAAAGACGGUCUAGACACCUACGUCUCCCUUAUGCUGCUGCCAGACAAAAACAAGGCCACCAAGAGGAAGACAAGCAUCAAGAAGAGAGACCUCAACCCAGAAUAUAACGAAAGGUUUGAGUUUGAGCUGUCUGUGGAGGAGGCCAGGCGCAGGCAUCUGAGUGUGUCGGUGAAGAACAGCAAAGCCUCCUUCAGGAGCAGCGAUCUCAUUGGACAGGUGCAGAUAGAGCUGGCUCAGAUUGACCUGGCCUCAGGGGUCACAGAAUGGUUUGACUUGAAACAGGAAGCUGAAUAGUGGAUCUGUCUGCAGCUGUCAUACCUGUUAUACCACAGGGUUAAAGUUCACCUGUACAGCCUAACUCACGCCGAUGCCUUCCCCCACCACUGCUGCAGCCUUCCCUGUCCGCCUGUUAAUGUCUAUCUCUAAAUAUCCACAUAUCAAUAUUAUCACUAAAGACAGGGCUCAAUAGGUCAGAACCUGGAUUGAACCAGGAGAAAGUCUGUAUUAUAUAGUUUAAUCUGAAGUUUAUACCUAGUAUUAAGUUAAGUAAUAGUUAUGAAGGUCAAAAUGUGUAUAUACUUAUGAAAAGGUUGAAGGUUAUACCUGCUUAUGAAGGUUACUUUUGAAGUUUACAUUAAUAACUUGUUAGGGAUAUUUGAAGAUCAUGUACGUUAAAGGUUAAUGUACUAAUGAACGAUAGCUACAUGCAUUUAUCUUGCUAAAGUAAUAUAUCAGUAAGGAAGGAGUUAAUAUUAUCAAGGUAAAGAGACUCUUGCCUGAUCCAGGAAGCGAACAGGGACCAGCAUGCGUUGUCAGUAUACGGUAUCAGAUUGGUAUUAUCAAAUAACUUAUCCAUGUGAAAUUCAGCCAAUGAUCAAAGUCACUCUGAUAAUACAGAUUACAGAUACUGACCAAUGAGGUUCAAAAGUGUGUCAUGGAGUGUUACCAGUUAUUAAUUUCUAACUAAUACAAAAAAAGUAUUUAUCUGUUGGCAUUUUUAUUUUACUAUUUCAUUGUCAUACAGUUGAUGCAUUCCAUUCCAUUUUUUGCUACAUCAUAUAUUUUUGUUUGCACUUAAGACAUGUUACUUGCCCUUGUGUUACUAUGCUGCUUUGUGUUUUACAUUUGUUUUGAUGUGUAUCUUGUUUUUUUUACAGCAGUCAAAUAUUUCAAUCUUUUUAACACAUUACAAUUGUGCAUCUAUUCAUCCUUUCUAGCAGGGUUGUGCUCAAUUCAGAAUGGAAGGAAUGCCUCAAAUUCCAAUCAAAUUUGUGAAUUUUAAUUGAAGUAGUAAACAGGAUAUAUUCUUUGGUA
Salvelinus namaycush (lake trout) is the source of this 11427-nucleotide messenger RNA. RefSeq lists its product as uncharacterized. Gene Ontology annotation, molecular function: lipid binding. Bases 82 to 10407 code for a protein of 3441 amino acids. The transcript has 95 exons. The record is from RefSeq and is a predicted model, not a curated record. Gene Ontology annotation, biological process: lipid transport. Lineage: Eukaryota; Metazoa; Chordata; Actinopteri; Salmoniformes; Salmonidae.